UUUCUGUUCCAGACAGUCCGACGGGCGUACGAUGCGAUCAAGAUACAAGUAUCCACGAUCGCGAUAUCGCUGACUCUCUUCAACUUGGUGCGUCUCCCGAGAGAGGCGUUCAGAUACGGCGACCUGCAGUACUUGAUCAUUUACACGUUCUGGUUGAUAACACUCGGCCUGCCGAUCACGAUGCUGCAGUUGACGAUGGGACAACUCAGCCAACAGGAUCCUGUUGGUGUAUGGAGGGCUGUUCCAAUACUUAGAGGUAUUGGACAUUUAAAACUAUUGACUUCGUACUUAUGCUGUGCGUAUGGUAUGAUCUACGCUGCGCUCGCUUUUGCAUAUUUAAUAUGGAUCGCAAAAGGAUCCAUUCCUCUAAAGGAUUGUAUCAAAUUACAUAUCACACCGUAUGGAUAUGAAAAUAAAAUGAAUGCGUCAGAAUGUUUCAAUUCAACAUUUUUGGCGCCAUUCACUGAACACCCGCAGUAUCUCGGCGUAAUGGCUAUUUUAAUAUUCGUUUUAUGGUUCUUUGUGCCCAUUAUGUUGUACAGACUAAGGAAGUCAUUAACGAUAUCGUUUCUAACUAUAAGUCCAAUGAUCUUGAUAAUCGCUAUAGCUCUUGCUUCAUUUCUCUCGGAGAAUGGAAGUUUGUAUUCAUUAAUGGAAUAUUGUGAGAAUUGGAAGACUAUGUCUGAACCGUACAUUUGGCACAGUGCGUUGGUACAAGCGUUGCUGUCGACGCAGAUCGUUAGCGGAUAUCUGAUAAGUGCUGGUGGGACGGUCUACUCGUUUUCUGACGUCAGAUGGGUGUCAACAUUUGUUAUUAUUUCAAACAUACUAUCAGGAUGGUUGUGGGUAUUAUUUUGGGAGUUCAUCAGUGGCAGCAGCAAGAAAGAUCUGGGGAUCAUAACAAUAUUGGUGCUAAUCUAUCAAUCUUCAGUAUCAGAGCGAAGAGCUAAGGAAUGGCCGAUUUUGGCGUUCGCAUUAGUUCUACUUUCCGGGGUUAUAAGUGUGCUUACACUACUCUUUCCCGUGUACGACAAACUGCAUCGAUUAACCGGAGACCAAUGGCGGCUUUACGCCUCAGCAACGUCAGCAGUUGGGACAGCUCUGACGGUCGCAGUACUGGCUAGUGGACUUGACAUAGUGGCGCUGUUAGAUGAAAUGGUGGUGCCAGUGUUGGCCGUAUUCACAGCCGCUAUCGAAGUAGUAGGAUUCGUUUAUUUAUACGGCUGGUUCUACCUCACUAUCGACGUACAGUUUGUCACCGGGACGAGAUUGUCCAGUUAUUGGAUAAUUGUAUGGUGGUUAACUCCUUUCAUACUCCUGGGUGUCACGGGAUGGUGGCUGCGAGCGUCGCUACGUACUACCUGGGCCCAUGGUCCAGUGCUCUGGCCUUUAGUCGGGAUACUAAUUUUAAUAAUUGUCAUCAUAGUGAUAUUUGCUGCCAUAGCUGUUGCUAAAGAGGAACAAUUCAACUUGAUUACGAAAGUGGCAUCAGCAUUCCGUCCUUCACGUUUAUGGGGACCAGAGGAACCGAUGGCGCGAUAUCUUUGGAUGUCCCAACGUUAUUCAAGUGAACAUAGCACCGAAGUAGAAACCGCUUCCGAUCGCAAUAAUUAUUCACAUUUGAAAAGCAACAAAAGCAAAACUUACCAACAGAACUGGCUGACAUCUGAAUUAUACCAAAGAUCACCUGAAUUUGUUACUAAAAGUGAUAAAGUAGAUAGUAAAAAAGAUAUAGGACCUAUAUAUAAGAUUCAUGAUAGAUCAAAAGACAACGAAAAAGGAAGAGCUGAAAAAUUUCGAUCGCCCAACAUUUGUAUCGCCAGAGAUCAAAUUGGCGGACAAAGUAAAUGCACUUGUAACAGACAUUUCACGUUAAACGUGCCUGAUUUGAGGAACACUGAAGUGUCGACUAGUCUAUAAAAUAAUAUACGUACAACGAAAGUUUCGUCUAGUCGACAUAUUUAUUAAUAUGAUAUUAUAAAUACCGAAGAGAAUAAUUCUGCAUCAAAGACUACGAGAAUGGUCACAGAUCAUGGUGUGUGAAACAUAUUAUGGAAGAACGCAAAGGGGAAAAUAACAUUUUUGUACUAUAUGUGUAUAUUUACGUGUUUAUAAUUUGAAGUAAGUGAUUUGAAGGCGACAAAAGAGGAGCUAAUUGUGAAAAUGUCACCAAUAUUCAUUACCGAAAUCGACCAAAUGCUUUAUUAUCUAAUAACACUAAAGAAUACAGUAUAUGUAUCGGAAUGAAAACUGUAGAAAAUAAGCAAGAAAGUGAAAAGAGUAGAAUAGAUAAUGAAAACGAAAAUUAGCGAGACAAUAAACAUUAGAAGUUUCCACA
Molecule: messenger RNA, 2338 nt
Organism: Papilio polytes (common Mormon)
Lineage: Eukaryota; Metazoa; Arthropoda; Insecta; Lepidoptera; Papilionidae
Product: sodium-dependent nutrient amino acid transporter 1-like
Exons: 9
Biological process (GO): sodium ion transmembrane transport
Cellular component (GO): membrane
Source: RefSeq, a predicted model, not a curated record